UUUAAAUUUAAAACCACAUAAGCAAUAUUUAGUUAAGAUAUAAUACAUAAAUAAUUUUUUUUAUGUAUGUGUUGAAAAAAAAAAGAGAGAAGGUAGAAGGAACAAAAAAAAAGGGGGUGGAAGGUUGUUGUUUCUAAGUCCCACAUUGGUUAGAUGAGGGAAGAGAAGAGGUGCCUUCAUGUAUAAAAAGGAGGGGGUGUGUGCAUUAGGAAGCAUGAGAGGCUAAGAUGCAAUUUAGAGAAAAUUGCAACUUUUGGCCCAAAAGUUUGAAUAAUUAAAUUCAAACCUAUAGUUUUUUUUAAUAUAAUUUUGGGACUCACAAUCCCAUUUUUAUAUUAUUUUUCUCUCUUCCUCUCACGUUGCUCGGCGUUUUCUCACAAGGGGGAUUAUUUUCUUUUUCUUCAGGUAUGUUCUAACUUUCCUGUUUAGAUUAGCAUUUAAAAAUUUAUUUAAUUACAAAAUUAAUUUUAUAGUUAUUUUCUAAAUAAUAUUAGCUUUCUAGUGAUAUGAUUAUUUUGUAGGAUAGAGUAAAUAUUUUGAUUAGGAUUUUUCUAUAGGAUAGUUAAUCUGAUGAUAUGAUGGAUUAAAAAUAUAGGUUAAAAUUCUUAGGGAUAUAAUAAAUAUUAUAGAAUAUUUUCUUGAGGUUGAAACUCAUGUUUAAGAAUUUUUGAGUUAAAAUCUAGAUCUAUAUGGUUGAAUUUAUGUGGAAUCUGAGACGUAGGGAUAAACCUAUGAUUAUUAAAUAUUUAUUUAAGUAUGAAUAGGUAUUUUUGAGGUUAUAGAAAGGUGAUUUGAGGCUUCAGGAUAAUUCUAAAAUUUUUAAUUUAUUUUUGGAUGAAUUUUUAGAAUGUAGAAGGAUGAAAUUGUGAUACUAGAAGUGAAUUGAGGAUAAAAAAAAUAGUUCAUUAGGGUACGAGAAUUUUAGAAAAGAAUUUGGGAAGUUAAAUGAGGCAUAAAUCUUAAAUUAGUGUUAAUAUGGACUAUAGAUUUAAGACUUUCUAACUCUUUAAAUUAGAGUUAUUUAUUUUAAUGUAAAAUUAAUAUAUAGUAUUGUGAAAUAAUUAUGUAGAUUAUAUUGACAAAGAUAGUGGUGAAAAAGGAGUUGUGAAGGGGAACUUGUUAUUCAAGACACAAGGAGGGGAGAGAAAAUGCCUGUUACUCGUGGUAACUCAGGAUUCCAACAUGAGCACCUACCACCGCCACUGCCAAAUGAGGAGCCUGACUUGGCGGAAUUGAGAAUGCUUGUAAAAACAUUAACAGACAAGGUUCAAGGAUACGAACAAGAGUUGACGGAGCUAAAGAGGCAAAAGGUAACUGAAAAUGGAGAUAGGGCUCAUGUUGAGAGUCAUGUGGGGGAAGGCAGUUCCUCACAUCCUGCCACUCCGAGAGAUCAUGAGUCUAGAAGGAAGGAAAUUAGGCAGGAGGAACAGAGAGCCCCACCGACCAUUACUGAUGUGUGGAAAACUGUUAGGAAGUUUAACCCUCCUACGUUUGAUGGUAACCUUAAACCAUCCGUGGUAGAGGAAUGGGUGAAGAGACUCGAAUCCAUCUUUCGAGUAGUCACAUGCACCAGCAAUCAAAAAGUACAAGUAGCAUUAGUGCUCCUAGUGAAAGGAGCAAGAGAUUGGUGGGAGACAGCAGGGCCCAGGGAUGAUUCUACACUCACCUGGGAGGAAUUCAAGGAAAAAUUAUUCAGGCAUUACUUUCCAUCAGAGUUAAGGUCUGAGAAGGAAGCGGAAUUCCAUGCCUUUAAGCAAGGGAACCUCGAUGAGGACACAUUCAUUGCUAAGUUUCAGGAGUUAUCUAGAUACUCCACGUACCUGCAGUAUAGGGAUGAUUCCGAAUGGAAGGCUAAGCGCUUAUUGGAGAAGGCUAGACCAGAAUUGAGGGAACAAUUAGCUCAUCUAGAUAUCCGAGAUUAUGAUGAAAUGUGCAUAAAACUACAAGUAGUAGCUCGCAGUAAGAAGGAGGUCGAGAGAGAGAAGAGGGGUUAUUCAUAUAGUAGACCCCCAACCUACCCUCGACCCACCGGAGGCAUUAUGAAGAAAAACCAUCAGGGUUCGAGUAGCUCAUGGAACCAAGGAAGGCAGAAGGGUCCAUUUCAAAGGGGCCAAGGACAGAGGAGCUAUCAUAGUAGUUAUCACGGGUCACAGAGGAGCCCAACAGUAUCUACACCUGCCCCGAGUACAGCGAGCUCUCAACAGUGCACUAAAUGCGGGCGUCGUCAUUUCGGACAGUGUUGGGUCUGUUACAUUUGUGGGAAACCCGGUCACAUUGCAAAGUUUUGUGGGGACAACCAGGGCUCAAAUAUGAAGAACCCUUCCCAACAUCCUACUGUCUCUGGCCGUGUGUUUGCUCUUACUCAGGACACCAUGAACUCCCCAGAUGCCAUUAGAGGAGCGAGUCCGGCCGAGAAAGCACCAGAGGUGUAACUGUGGUGUAUGAGACACCAUCUUUUACGUUGCCUCUUAUUUUAGAUUAUACAAUGUAUCUUGUGCCAACUUAGGACAUAUCUUCUUUGUGAAGCAUGUAAACUCUAAUCCUUUUUAUU
Molecule: messenger RNA, 2551 nt
Organism: Prosopis cineraria
Lineage: Eukaryota; Viridiplantae; Streptophyta; Magnoliopsida; Fabales; Fabaceae
Exons: 3
Coding region: 1149-2432 (427 amino acids)
Molecular function (GO): nucleic acid binding; zinc ion binding
Source: RefSeq, a predicted model, not a curated record